Molecule: messenger RNA, 348 nt
Organism: Hibiscus syriacus
Lineage: Eukaryota; Viridiplantae; Streptophyta; Magnoliopsida; Malvales; Malvaceae
Product: heavy metal-associated isoprenylated plant protein 20-like
Exons: 4
Coding region: 1-348 (115 amino acids)
Source: RefSeq, a predicted model, not a curated record
AUGGGUGCCUUGGACUCUCUUUCCGGCUAUAUUUCUGAUCUGAUAACUUUGCAUGGCGAAAAGAAGAAACGUAAAGUCAUGCAGACAGAUGAGAUCAAGUUUAAGAUGGACUAUGAUGGGUGUGACACUUCAAAGCUUUCUUCACCUAUAAACAUGUGUGAAACCUGUGGAUGUGAACCGGAAGCAAAGCCGAUGGCGUACCCUUACGUUGCUCAGGCUUACGAUAAGAAGGUACCGUCCGGGUACGUGAAGAACGCCUUGCAAGCAUUGCCGAGUCCGAAUUCCGUGGACGAGAAGUUCGUCACUGUCUUUAGCGACGAAAAUCCGAACGCAUGUUCCAUCAUGUAG